AGACUGACAUGAAUAUAAUUAUCUUCUUGACUUUUGAUCUUUUGGUAUUAACAUUAAAAGAAGAAAGUUCAGCUUCUGUUCUGAUUUCCAAUGUAGCUUGUAUUGGUCUCAACCUGGAUAUAAUUCCAUAUAGUGAAAUAUCCUAAUAAUGUUGGAUGUCAUGAAAAUACUGAUUCUUAGUCUGGAUCCUUCAGAAAAUGAAUGUUUAAGAGAGAUAGAAGCACUCGAAAGUAGACGAUCACUUGUAUUGAACAGUUUUAUCUGAGUCUAGGUAACACAUGUUUGGUGUUAUGGAACUCUUAAAACUUUUAAUUUUGAUACACGUGGCUUCGUUCCUGUUAUUGAGUGAUACCUUGAAGCUUUCUGAAGUUCUUGGUAAUUCAUUACUCCUUGGGUUGUUGUGCACCUAACUUGGGUUGUUGUGCACCUAUCUUGCUCUUAAAGAAAGAAAAAAAGAAAAUCUCAUAAGAAUAUGCACCUCUCAACUUGUUUGGUUUUACUCAAUUCUGUCUAUUCUUUUGCAUUUCUGUGCAAUGCUGGGUAGAAUAUUUGCAUCAAAGCUGAUGUUGAUGGUGAUCCUCAAUUUGAAAAUACUGUUUCUACCAUAAGGCCAUGUCGCGAGGCAGAUGGAGUCAUGCCAUCGCAUAAGAGUACCAGGGAUUAUGCUAUUGACUUUGAACCAUGCUCCAAGCUUGAGGACCUAAACUUGAAUGUUAGAAAGAAUGUGAAGGACACAGAAGAGAUAAACCUAAUAGACAUUUCGAAAAGGCAAGAUAUCUUACAGGUACCAAUUCAUGAAGUGAUAUUUUCCACUGUUGACAAACCAAAGCUUCUUAGUCAGUUUUGGUUCUGCAUUUCUAAUAUACAGCUUUCUGCUUUGCUCUCUGACAUAGGACUUAACAUCCGUGAGGCUCAUGUGUUCUCGACAACGGACGGAUACUCACUGGAUGUGUUUGUGGUAGAUGGAUGGCCUAUUGAGGAUACAGAUGAUUUAUAUAAGGCUAUGGAAAAAGCAAUUGGUAGAAGUGAGGGAUCAUGGUCUGGUUCUUCACAUUCAGCUGGAAAUAAGACUUCAGUGACAGAUAUAAAAUCCAGAGACUGGGAAAUAGACAGAAGACUUCUGAAAAUUGGAGAAAGAAUUGCAUCUGGUUCUUGUGGAGAUCUGUAUCGUGGGGUUUACCUUGGUCAAGAUGUAGCUAUUAAAAUUCUUAGAUCUGAGCAUUUGAAUGAAGCCAUCAAGGAUGAAUUUGCUCAAGAGGUGGCGAUUCUAAGAGAAGUCCAACAUAAAAAUGUCGUUCGUUUUAUUGGUGCUUGCACAAAGGCUCCUCAUUUAUGUAUCGUCACAGAGAUAGAGGACAUUGACAAGAAAGAGGGGGAAGGGGUUGUUUCUAAAGAGGAGAGAGCAAGAAGAAAGGGGUUGAGGUUUGAUGUGGCUUACAAAUUGAGGAUGAAUGAGAUCUCAUGUGCCAGAAAUCAAGAGAGAAAUGGAUUCAAGAGGGUGAUAGAACACUUGAUACUUCCACUGCUUAGCCAGUCACAAAAGGAGAUGCAAUUUUGUUGAACAGUUAACUGUGAACAACCGAGUCAUCAAGGGGAAUAGCGACAUGAGGAAAGAGGCUGGUGAGUUCUUUGCAAAGCUGUAUAAUGAAGACAUUUCUAGAAGACUGAGAGUUGACAACCUGAAUUUUGAGAUGAUCCAUAAUGAUAAUAGAAUUAAUAUGGAAAGGGAGUUCACUGAAGAUGAGGUUAAAGAGGUACUCAUGAGUUGCAAUGGAGACAAAGCUCUCGGUCCUAAUGGUUUCAAUAUGAGAUUUUGGAGGAAUUUUACAUGUGGUUAAAAAAGAUACUAUGGAAAUGUUUAAUGAAUUCCAUAACUUUGGGUCUUUUGUAAAUCAUUGAACUCUACUUUUUUGGUCCUUAUUGCAAAAAAAGAAGGGGUAAAAAAUAUCAGAGAGUUCAGGUCCAUUAAUUUGGUGGACUGCAUAUACAAGCUUAUGUUGAAGGUCCUUGCAAAUAGAUGUCUGGGUGUUGGGUAUAGUGAUUAGAGAGAAUCAACAUGUUUUGUGGAAGGAAGACAGAUUAUGGAUGCUGUUUUGGUGGCUAAUGCAGUGGUUGAUGAUUUGAUUAACAGCAAGAGAGAUGUGAUUUUGUGCAAAUUGGACAUGGAAAAAGACUAUGAUCAUGCUAGUUGGGAUUUUGUGAAUUACAUUUUGAGUAGAUUGGAGUUUGGUGAGCGGUGGAGAAAAUAGAUUUGGACAUGUGUAACUACUACAUCGUUUGCGGUUAUGAUCAAUGGUGGCCCUUCCCACUUUUUCAAGGUUUCUAGAGGUUUUAAGACAAGGCAACCCAUUAUCCCCUCUACUAUUUAUUGUAGUUAUGAAAGCACUGAACAAGUUGAUUGAGAGGGCGAAUGAGCUGGAUUUAUUGAGAGGGGUGUGGGUUGGGAGAAGGAACCAGCAGAUUGAAGUUACUCAUUUAUUUUUUGCAGAUGAUACAUAAUUUUUUGUCAACCAGAGAAGAAAAUGAUCAUGGGUUUAAGCUGUGUACUUAUGUGUCUUCAAGCUGUAUAUGGGUUGGAUAUUAACUAAAUAAAUAUGAGAUGAUCAGCAUUGGGAGCUGGGAUAAUGCUGAGUAUUUGGCGGACUUGUUGGGCUGUAAAUUGGAAAAUCUACCUAUUAAAUAUUUGAGUCUUCCACUUGGCUCCAAAUAUAAAGAUGUUGGGAUGUGGGAACUGGUGAUUGAAUCCUUUGAAAAGCGACUUGCUAGUUAGAAGAGAAAUUUCUUAUCCAAAGGUGGUAGACUCACGCUUAUUAAAAGUACUCUUGCUAAUCUUCCUAUUACUACUUGUCUACAAUGACUAUUCCGGUGAAGAUUGCUAAGACUUUGGAAAGAAUUCAAUUCCGUUUCCUUUAGGGGGAUGAGGAAGGAAAUAGGAAAUUCUACUUGGUUAAGUGGGAGGAGGUGAAAAAGCCAGUGAGUAUGGGCGGUUUGGGGAUCCGGUCUUUGAUUGAGAUGAAUAAAGCAUUAUAAGGUAAAUGGUUAUGGAAUUACUUGAAAGGGAAGAGCGUCUAUGGAAAAGAGUGGUCGAAGCGAGGUGGGGUAGGUGGGUGGAUUGCUAUUAUUGGUGCAAUUCGGGCCGCUCGCAUGGUUUGAGUGUGUGAAGAAAGAUUGGCAUUAGCUGUGAUAAUUUCUCCCAAAAUAUUAAGUGGUAGUUGGCGAGGGGAGAUAAAAUCUGUUUCUGGUUAGAUGAGUGGAUUGGUAGCUGGAAACUUAAAGACCAAUUCCGGCAUAUAUUUGCUAUUGCUAAGAAUAAAUUUAGCAUGGUGGAGAAUAUCUAUGAUGGUGAAGGACAAGGGGUGGUAUGGAAUGUAGAGGUGUUGAGAAACUUGAAUGAUUGGGAGGUUGGGGAAUAUGAAGAGCUUCUGCAGCUGUUGGUCAAUGUGAAAAUGAAAACUAAUAGCGACAGUUUAGUGUGGAAACAGAAGCAUGAUGGAAAUUUUACUGUUAAGUCUUAUUAUGAAGUAUUGAUGGGUUAUAACAGUAAUGAGGCUUCACAGUUAUUGUGAAGUAUUGAUGGGGUAUAACAGUAAUGAGGCUUCACAGUUCCCUUACAAACAGAUAUGGAAAGUUCAUGCGCCUCCUAGAAUAGUUUUCUUUGCUUGGGAAGCUGGGAGGGAGAGUAUAUUGACCAUUGAUAAGUUGAAGAGAGGCAGAGUGAUGGUGAAUGCCUGUUAUUUAUCUAUGUAAAAGGGAUGCUGAAACUUGCAAUCAUUUGCUUUUAUGGUAUCUAUUGCUCAUAAUUUAUGGUCGAUGGUUUAUGGUCUGCUGGAUAUUUGUUGGGUCAGGGCGGGUUCCAUGAAGGAGUUAUGGGCUUGGGGUGGGAUCUGCAAAAAGAAGAAAUUUUUGAAACUUAUCCCCUUGACUAUCAUGUGGGUGCUUUGGAAAGAGAGGAAUAGGAGGGCGUUGGAUAGGGUUGAGAAUUACAUUGUAAAGAUUAAAGAUAGUUGGUAUCAUUAUUUUGACUCUAUUUUUUUGAGGCAUGUCAAGUAUAGAUAGAAGAUUUUGGACAUGUCAUAUGUAGCAUUACUGAGCUGUAAAUUCUUUGUUUAUGGGUGGCACCCCACUGGUGUUUCACUUUAAUGUUGUUUCACAUUUUUUAUUUAAAAAAAUAACUUUAGUUUUAGUAGAAUUUUUAAUUAUGCACUUGGUAAAAUUUGAAUUAGACAGUUGCAUCUUUUUAUUUCAGUAGGUUUUCAAUCAUAUAAUUAUUAG
Carica papaya (papaya) is the source of this 4272-nucleotide messenger RNA. Lineage: Eukaryota; Viridiplantae; Streptophyta; Magnoliopsida; Brassicales; Caricaceae. The record is from RefSeq and is a predicted model, not a curated record.